AUGGUUGAAAAGUUUAAUUGGACAUUGGGACAAGAACUGGCCAAGUACUGUGCUGGGGGGCAGACAGAAUGGGACCAGAAGCCGCCUGCUCUGCUGAUGGCGUAUCGGUCGGCUGUCCACGAGUCAACGGGAUACACACCGGCAAAACUGAUGCUGGGUCACGAACUGCGGCUGCCAGUGGACCUGCUGACAAGAAGACCACCUGAUGAUGAACUUCCUGAUGAAACCACCAGUUACAUCAGAGGCCUCCAAGAAAGGUUGACGGAGGUCCACCAUCAAGGGCACCAGAAGGUAGUCCACGUCAAUCGUCUGUGGCAGUAUCAUGGGCCAGGGCAGUACACCUGGGAAGACUCUGAGGAGCAGCCACCUACCACCGACGAGGACCAGACCGGAGAUCCUGGAAGAGCUCAGGACCGUACC
Molecule: messenger RNA, 420 nt
Organism: Homarus americanus (American lobster)
Lineage: Eukaryota; Metazoa; Arthropoda; Malacostraca; Decapoda; Nephropidae
Exons: 2
Molecular function (GO): nucleic acid binding
Source: RefSeq, a predicted model, not a curated record